AUGUCUAAUUCUAAUGCCGCCGGCGUCGUGCUCACCAUUCACGGUGACGAUUACUACUUUGAGACGUCGUCCUCCCCGCUCGCUCAAAUCCCGCCAGACUCGAGCUGCGAUGGCGACUUCUCUCUCGCUGCCUUGUGGAACUUCCCCGACGAAUACUUUAGUAUCCGGGAACUAUUCGAGGUAAAGAUGCAACUCGAAGAGUCGGACGAGAACGUAUGGGAUCCGGCUUUUUCGGACACCAUCAUCCUCCGGGCGGCUCGACAAGUGCAACUUGCCUCAGACAUAAAAUCCCACCGGGUGUUGUCCGUCGUAGACGAUGCCAAAAACCAAACCCAGGGUCCUUGUGUGAUCCAAAACCGCACCGGAAAAGUCCUCCAAGCGUUCAAGCUGCAGCGUGAUACGCAAAAGGCGUUUGUAGGUGGAGUCAUGCGUGUUGAUAACCCACCAGCGUCUGUGACAUACCGCUGGCAUACCUCUUCCGAUCGUAUUCCGGUGCCCUACAGCCAACCGGUUACAUCAGAGGAACUAUUGAAUAAGCCCCUGAGCGGGCUCCGCUUCGCCAUCAAAGACACCAUCGACGUCGCAGGCCUGGAGACGAGAUGCGGCAGCUCGGCGUGGGCAAACACGUACCCGGCGCGCACCGAGACGGCCGAAUUCGUGACUCAGCUGGUUGAAGCGGGCGCCCUCUUCGUCGGCAAGCUGCGCUGCGACCAGCUCUGCGACGCCCAGGACCCUCUCGAGCGCUCCGAGGAGGAGGUGCCUUGGAACCCCCGGGGCGACGGCUUCCAGAAGCCCUCGGGCACGUCGUCAGGGUCCGCAGCUGCCUGCGCCGCCUACCCCUGGCUCGAUUUCACCAUUGGCGGCGAUACGGGAGGCAGCAUCCGACACCCUGCCGCGGUCAACGGGGUCUACGGCCUACGGACCUCGCUUGGGUCCGUCCGCAGCAGGGGCAUCGUCGCCUGCGCGCGCAUGGACACCGUCGGGCCGCUUGCGCGAUCGGCCGAGGUCCUGGCCAAGGUCGCACGUGUCAUGAUCUCGAGCCAAGAACCACCCCUCCCAACCGAGGCAACGGCGGAACCCACCCCGCGCUUCCGCCUCGUCGUCCUCACCGACUCGUACCACACCGCCGCCGAAGGUGUGCGCUUCUUCCCGCCCGAGGACUUCCCCGACGUCCCGAACAAGGCAGCCCUGGCCGUCUUCAGCGAGGUCCUGCGCCGAGUGGAGCAAAUGUCGGGCGAGGCCCGGUGGCACGUCAACCCACACGAGGUGUGGCGCAAGACGCACCCGGCAGGCAUGGCCGACGACCUGGCCAAGGCGACGCGGGACAUAUACCCGCGGCUCGUGUACGCCGACCUGUGGCGAGACGUCGUCUCCCCUCUGCACAGGGACCACCGGGCCCGGCACGGCGGGGAGGCGGCGCACCUGGAGCCGCUGCUCAAGGCGCGGGUCGAGUUCGCGGCGGGGGUCACGCAGGCCGAGUACGACGAGACCGCCGCCGACUUUGACAGGUUUCGCGACUGGGUCAACGAGGAGCUGCUGCCAUCGCCGGCCCAGAACGGCGGCGAGAUCCCGCUCGUCGUGUUCCCCCAGUCGUGGGGGCUGCCGCAGUACCGCGACGACGCAGUACCCACCCGGACGCGCCCCGAGGAUCUCUUUUUCCGGAACGCGUUCUCGGCCUACUCGCUCAGCUACUGCUCCGGCUGUCCCGACGCCACCGUGCCCGUCGGCCAGGUGCAGGUGCGCUCCAGGGUGACAGAGACCGAGGUCGGGCUGCCGGUGGCCUUGUCGUUCUUGGCGCCCAAGGGAGCGGACCUGCAGCUUGCUGCGCUCUUGAAGAUGUUUGAGGAGUCAGGGGUGUUCAAAGCUGUCUCUUGCGGGAGGAACCUAUACCCCUGA
Pyricularia oryzae 70-15 is the source of this 1896-nucleotide messenger RNA. RefSeq lists its product as uncharacterized. The record is from RefSeq and is a predicted model, not a curated record. The transcript has 3 exons. The coding region runs from base 1 to 1896 and encodes 631 amino acids. Lineage: Eukaryota; Fungi; Ascomycota; Sordariomycetes; Magnaporthales; Pyriculariaceae.